Molecule: messenger RNA, 5511 nt
Organism: Silurus meridionalis
Lineage: Eukaryota; Metazoa; Chordata; Actinopteri; Siluriformes; Siluridae
Gene: git1
Product: G protein-coupled receptor kinase interacting ArfGAP 1
Exons: 21
Coding region: 500-2794 (764 amino acids)
Biological process (GO): brain development; regulation of ARF protein signal transduction
Molecular function (GO): protein binding; GTPase activator activity
Source: RefSeq, a predicted model, not a curated record
AAGCCGUGUGUGUAUAUGUGAGAGUAUGUGUUCUGCCUCCCACUACACAAUGACCCCCGCGAGCUGAUCAGGACGUCAGAGGGAGACAGUAUGCAGCCUGCCACAACCUACAAGCGCGCUCAGGCUGCUGCAUGGAAAUAAAACCCAUUACUUUGUGUAUGUGUGCGCGCGCGCGUGCUUGCGGGCUGCAGGACUCGGGUGAUGAUAAUACUACACACCGGACAGACAGAAGAGAUAUUCAGAUCCGUGUUUCCUAUCCCGGGUCGCAUUUUCGAGCGCCAAGAAAGUGUUUGUGUAAUUGAAACUGGUUUGCAGAGGGCAGUGAAAUCGGGCUAGAACAGGGAGAGGAGCUGGAGCAUCGGGAAGCUCUCCGCCGGCUUCCGGACAUUCGGGGCGGCAUCCAAGCUGCAGUCGCUUGCUCAGUGGAACGGCGAGACCUCGUCGACAUUUGGCCCGUGAUUCGCGUCGUAAUCGCAAACCAAAGGUGGCGUUUCCUAACAUGUCCAGGAAAGUCCAGAGAAGUGAGGUGUGUGCAGACUGCAGUGCGCCAGAUCCAGGUUGGAGCAGUAUAAACAGAGGGGUGCUGAUCUGCGAUGAGUGCUGCUCUGUGCACAGGAGCCUCGGACGCCACAUCUCCAUCGUCAAGCAUUUGCGCCACAGCGGCUGGCCUCCUUCCUUACUACAGAUGGUGCAGACGCUGGCCAGUAAUGGUGCUAACUCCAUUUGGGAGCAUUCACUACUGGACCCUGCCCAGGUUCAGAGUGGUCGCAGGAAACCUAACCCCCAAGAUAAAGUCCACCCCACCAAGUCAGAGUUCAUUCGCGCCAAGUAUCAGAUGCUAGCAUUUGUCCACAAACUACCGUGCCGUGAUGAUGAUGGGGUCACCAGCAAGGAUCUCAGUAAGCAAUUACAUUCAAGUGUGCGGACAGGAAGUCUGGAGACAUGUUUGCGACUGCUGUCUCUUGGAGCUCAGGCCAACUUCUUUCAUCCUGAAAAAGGCACUACUCCUUUGCACGUGGCUGCAAAAGCAGGUCAGGUCCUGCAGGCUGAGCUGCUUGUGGUGUACGGAGCUGACCCCGGAGCGCCGGACAUCAACGGCCGCACACCAAUGGAUUAUGCCAGGCAGGCUGGCCAGGUGGAGUUAGCAGAGCGCUUGGUGGAAUGUCAGUAUGAGCUCACAGACAGGCUGGCUUUCUAUCUGUGUGGCCGUCGUCCAGAUCACAAGAAUGGACAUUAUAUCAUCCCUCAGAUGGCAGACAGAGCGCGCCCUAAGUGCCCAACACAGAGCCUGGACCUGUCUGAACUGGCCAAGGCUGCCAAGAAGAAGCUUCAAGCGCUAAAUAACCGCUUGUUUGAGGAGCUGGCCAUGGAUGUCUAUGAUGAGGUCGACCGUAGGGAGAACGAUGCUGUGUGGCUAACGACUCAGAACCAUAGUACACUGGUCACAGAGAGGAGUGCUGUUCCCUUUUUACCCGUCAACCCUGAAUAUUCAGCCACACGCAACCAGGGCCGUCAGAAGUUGGCACGCUUUAAUGCACGAGAGUUUGCUACACUAAUCAUCGACAUUCUCAGCGACGCCAAGCGGCGGCAACAAGGCAAAGGCCUAACAAGUCCCACUGAGCCUUUAGACGUGAGCCAGGCAGACGAUGACCAGCACGACUAUGAUAGCGUAGCUUCUGAUGAGGACACAGACAGUGAAAUAACUGCACAGAACAACAACAACGCUCAGCGCAACAACCGUGCUAAGAGCAUGGACUCUUCAGAUCUUUCGGAUGGCCCCAUCACACUGCAGGAAUAUCUGGAAGUGAAGAAAGCCCUGGCCUCUUCUGAGGCUAAAGUCCAGCAGCUCAUGAAGGUCAACAACAACUUAAGCGAGGAGCUGAGGAGACUUCAGAAAGAGAUUUCUCGGAUGCAGACGGAGAACGUAGCUCUAAAGGGGGCUCAGGCUGGGCCUGUGGGGGCUCUGGGGUGUGGCAACCCGGCCCUUUGGCCCACCGGGGUAAGAGGAGGGGCAGGAGGAGUGAGCAGUGCGGACUCGAGCUUGGGUCCACCCUCCUCAACUCCUCUGCGAAGGGACAGGCAGGCAUUUUCCAUGUAUGAGCCCGGAGUGGCCGCCCCCAAAGCCCUCAGCCCAGCACUGGACUCCCUGAGCGGCCACCUGCAGCCCCUCGGCUCCAGCGUAAGUGUGCGAAAAGGGUCUUCUGCAGGCCCCAUCCCUUAUGGAGGAUCACAUAUGUCAGCCUCCAUGGAAAUGGGGCGCUAUAUGCCACCUAAAUUAGAGAAACAUGGUAGUGGCACUGACAGUGACUACGACAACACUCAAACAUAUGACUCCUCCAUUGGCGUGGGCCGCAGCAGUGAGGAAGAGAGUCGAGUGGAGGCAGAGGAUAGUGGAGAUGCGGGGGAGCCAGAUCCAACACUGCCCUGCACAGAGGAUGUCAUUCUAAAGACUGAGCAGGUCACCAAGAACAUCCAGGAGCUGCUGAGAGCAGCACAGGAGUUUAAACAUGACAGUUUUGUGCCAUGCUCGGAGAAGAUCCACUCGGCUGUGACAGAGAUGGCCUCUCUCUUUCCGAAGAGACCAGCUCUGGAUGCAGUGCGCGCCUCUCUCAAGCUGCUGGCCUCUAGCGCCUCACGUCUGCAGGUGGAGUGUCGCAAAGCUGCACCCUCUGAGCCUUCGGCCAGCGCUGUCGAUUACCAGCUCCUCACACAGCAGGUCAUCCAGUGUGCCUAUGACAUAGCCAAGGCCGCUAAGCAGCUCGUCACCAUCACCACUCGUGAAAAGAAGCAGUGACCCGGCUCUGGGCUUCAUGGGUGCCGGGACACGCUACAGAAAACACUACAGACACACUGGUGGUGAAGGAAGGAAGGAACUGCAAACAAACACUGGGUUGUUGAAGAGGCGGAAAAAACGAAUAAGAAAAGGAAAACCUGAAUGAGUUGGAUGUGGAAUGUUCGGGAUGAAUGAGGAUAAAUGUAAGAAUCACAUGUUUGGGAAAAUAAAGAAAAGAAAAAGAAUCAGAAUGAAAGGAAGUUACAUGCAGGUUGCACCACCGAUGCAGAGAGGGGGAGGCUUAUGGGAGACCCUUAUCGGACUGGCACAAAUCAUCUCACAACUUCUCUUCUUCUGUUAUUGGGAUCCCUCUUUACAUGCACUUUUCAUCUCGCUCUCUCUUUCUCUCUGUUUCUCUCUCUCUCUCACACACACACACACACACACACACACACACACACACACACACACACAGUUAUAUGAUGAUGACUCAUAUGCACAUUUAACACUCAUGUCUGCUCUUUCUCAUCAUUUUUAUUUUCUUUAAUGUUUCUUGAUUCAAGUCUACUUUUAUAUGCCACUCCAUUGGCCUUUACCUCUCGGGACAAACAUGUAGACUUAAAAACACUUACACUGGAAUUAUUGUAAUGUGUAUGACCUAUAGUUUUUUUUUUUUAGUUUUUUUUUUUAAUUAAUGUUAUGAUUAUCAUUGUCAUCGAUGUUUUUUCUUAAUUUUGUUGACUAUGUAUUAUUAUUAUUUUUUUGUUAUUUCAUUGUAUAUCACCUGGUCAAGAAAUGGGGAUUGUUAAAAGUGGAAAACUCAGCUUUUACUCAGUAUUGGGGAUCCUCAUGAUCGUACAGAACACCCCUGUCCCCCAGGAAGACGUGUAUGUGUAGAACUGUAAAAGUUUGCGUUCACCAUAACCAAAGGAAAUAGCGAUGGAAAUAAGGACACUGCCGCGAUGAUUUCACAGCUGUUGAGGCUGACUUAGUCACAUUUAUCAGUGUCUGAAAAUUAGGUCAGCAUUCAUUCUUUUGGCGAUGGAUCCAGUUCUUCAUUCAUCUCACAAUUCACAAUCCCUCCAUUGUGUAAUUGUUUCCUAGAAGCUGCAUAUUUGUUGGCUCGUUUGUAACAUUGCCUGUGUUUAGGAACAUAGAGGUCCACUCUGGUAGGAUGGUUCCUCUCCAGUUCUUCCACUGUACUUUCUUUGAGAGUAUCAAGUUGGCUUCUUUACUAGUGUAGCGAGUUAGAGAAUUUUGAUGUGAGCGUAUUUUUUUGGACCAGAUUUUUCUCUUUUAUGGAAAUAUCAGAUUAAGUAUACUUCAUGUUUAUAUUAUUUUCUUGAUUGGAAAGCAUGUGUACUGUCAAUGUAACAAUGUUAUAUAAGCUAUACGGAUGUGAGCGCUGAUGGUAGAAGGGCACAAUCCGAGUUUACUAUCCAGGCACUUCAGCAGGUUGCAGUAAUGGGAAAAAAUGACAGCUGUGCUGUAUAAAGCUCUCCCCUAGUUGAUUUUUGGAGCCAUAAAGCCAGUGUGUAUGAAACUGUAGGCAGCAGUCAGGGCCCCCCAACCUACUGCUGAAUACUAGCUAUAGAGCUCUAUGGCUCUACAACCAAGUUAUUUUAACUAAUGAAUACUCCUUGAUAUUGUGGGGUUUGUAAACUGGAGCUUUCAAAUCAUGUAUUCCGAGCACUAUUAAUGUUGAUAAUUCUCAGGCUUCUUUUAGACAGUGUGUCACGUUAAGUUUUCACAGAUGCCUGUUGGUGUUUAUACAACCAGAACUUUUAAGUUCUUCUUUGGACCACAUCCAGAUUUCAUUAGACAAUUGCAUACGGUGACUCUGACCAGACAGCUAGUUAAAACUAAUUGAUCUUUUCUUACUGUCCAGGUGCAGACUGUGUCAUCGUUAUAGCAUCAAUACUCUCUCAGUGUUAUAGUUUUGUUUUUUGUGUUUCUUUUGCCGUUACAUAAGCCUUAAUUUACUUUUAAAAUACUUUUCUCAUUUUGUCCAAUUUGCCCUGAUGAUUUCAACUAUUUCAUACACUCGCCUUGUUUUUUUAUUUCAUUUUUAUUUUGGAAAUGGGAUAUUGCUUUUGCCAUUUACUUUGCACAUCAUGUCUUUUAAAUAGCUAUGUGGCAUCUCUUCCAGACUCCUUGUUACCUCUGGGUAGUACACAUGGAACCCAAUCAUUGAGUAUGUGUUACACAUAUUGCUAAUUUUGCCUUUUUUCACAAGGCUCUUUUACUGUGGCUCUUGGGAGGAGUUUUACCCAAUUUAUUGUGACCAUAGAUAGUUAAGAAGUUAGCACCUGAAAAGAUGGAGUGAGUGUGUUGGGAAAUGGGAGCCUUAGCACACACAGACUUCAUGAUAUAUCCAGCACAAUGUUGGGCUCCUUUAGUGUGAGUUCUGCAAGUUUAAUUUCUGCCUUGUCCCAUGCAGCCUCAUGCCAUAUUACAAUCAAUGCACACAAGAACAAGCCUGUGUGCAAACAUAUACACACACGAAAACAUCCACAUCCCAUCCUACUUCUGCAUAUUCUCUUCAAGUCAAACACACUGCACUGUACUCCUCAUAACUGUUAUGAGAUGGCUGAUGGGAGAAUUUCUUUUAGCAGAGUUAAUUGUACAAAAUAAAGAAAUUAAACGAAGCAAAAAAAUUAAAUAAAAUAAAAAAAUCAUAAUAGAAACUCAUAAGCUGUACAUUUGUAAUAAAGACAAAAAUGGUAAUUGUCCUACAA